GGUCACGUGACAAUUGUAUUCAGCUGCGAGUCAAUUUACAAGGCGAAGGAAUCAAAACAAAGUGUAUUUCUAAUAUUCCACGCUCUUCGGCAGAAUACACACUUCAGAAUGGCUUGAGCCCAUGAAAGAAGCGCCGUAUUUGUCAGAGGAAGCAAGACUUUAAAGUCAUGAAGAAAUUUAAGCGAGCGUUUUCCUUUUCUGAGGCUAGCCGUGAAAGGCACUUUGACAUUACUGAGACAAUUCAAGAACAUACAGAACACUAUGUAGCAGAUGCCAACAGCCAAAAUGGACACAAAAAUAGGGGGUUUCAAUCAGCAUAUUUGUAUGGAAAAUCUGAAGACAAUAUCAGUGCAUCAGCUGAUCAGGUAUCACCAUCAUUCAGGACAAGAUAUCCAAGGCAACGAUCGAAAACGGAGAGCAGGGGCAAGUUAACAAAAAGGUUGUCAUUACCAUCGCUUGAUUUUUCAAAUGGUGUUUCACCUAAAUCGAAGCAUAAAAAUAAAAUGGUUAGUCCACCUCUGCAAGAGAAAAUGUCAAGGACAGAAAGACGUUUGUCACUGUCUGAAAUUGGCUUUGGUAAAAGUGAGACUUACACUAAAUUGGAUAAAUUAGGAGAGGGAACAUAUGCAACAGUCUUUAAAGGAAAAAGCAGACUGUCUGAUGUGAUUGUUGCAUUAAAAGAAAUUCGUCUGGAACAUGAAGAGGGUGCACCAUGCACAGCAAUAAGAGAAGUCUCACUCCUGAAAGAUCUGAAGCAUGCCAACAUUGUUACACUUCACGAUACCGUACAUACACCAAAUGCUCUAACUCUGGUCUUUGAAUAUCUGGAGCGUGAUUUGAAAUCUUACAUGGAUGAAUGUGGUGGUAUUUUAAGUAUGACAAAUGUCAGGUUAUUCUUAUUUCAAUUACUGCGUGGUUUGGACUACUGUCAUAAUAGAAAAGUAUUGCACAGAGAUCUAAAACCUCAAAACUUGCUCAUCAACGAGAAGGGUGAACUAAAACUAGCUGAUUUUGGUCUUGCAAGAGCAAAGUCAGUGCCAACUAAAACAUAUUCUAAUGAGGUCGUUACAUUAUGGUAUCGGCCUCCGGAUGUCUUAUUAGGAUCAACUGUAUAUAAUAUGUCUAUCGAUAUGUGGGGUGUAGGAUGUAUUUUUUUUGAAAUGGCCACUGGUAGGCCCAUGUUUCCUGGCGGAACUGUAGAUGAACAGCUGCACCUCAUUUUUAAACUUUUAGGAUGUCCAAACGAAAAAGUUUGGCCGGGUAUAUCCAAUAAUACCAAUUUUAAUGAAGGAAAUUUUCCAAAAUUUUCAGCACAACCAUUAAUCAAUCAUGCCCCAAGACUGGAUGGUGAUGGGCUUAAUCUAUUAUCAGGAUUUCUAGAGUACAUCGCAACAAACAGAAAAUCAGCGGGCAUUGCAAUGAAACAUCCUUAUUUUAGAUCAUUAGGAGCAGGAAUAGGGCAAUUGAAGGAUGAUCAAUCACUAUUCACCUUGGACGGCAUUAAACUUGCGAAGGAUCCUGGGACUGGAAAUAGAGGUCGAUCAACGUCAAUGGGAAAGAGGCGGCAGAGUAUGUUGUUCUAAGAAAUUGGUCGUAGUAUAAAUGGGCAGGGAAGUAUAUAUACUUAUAUGUCCAAUUUUUAAAAUGAAUAUAAAUGUUCUAUAAAAUUUGCACAUAGAAAUUAACGAAGUGUCGUUUUGUAGCUUAGCAAACGUUGGUUCAGUUCGAUAGGUUAUCAAAUAAUUUUUUUUGCAAAUGACGUCACUGCAUAGGAUCUGCCAUCCUUUUCUCUUUAUCUUUUUAUCUACUCAACAAAAUCUUCUUCAGACCCUCUUUAGGAUCAGGGUUUAUCUUAAUCCUUCUGAGCAUAGCUUGCAGUCGCGGUAAUUGAAGCGUUCCAAAAUGUAUCGAAUUUGAUUGGCUCCACAAAACUAACGAGCCAAUCAAACUUCGUGUAACAUCGGACAUUCCGCGUUGACGUCAUUAUGAAAAAGGUCUAUUUGCUCAAAUUUAUCAGUACUAGCGGGCUUACAGGAUUAAUCAAAUACUUUUAGUAAACUCCUUGAAGAACGCUUUACAUCCUGUAACUGUAUUUUCGCUGACCAAUAAUUUCUUUGCCUUUUAUUUGAACAAUUCUUAAUGGCUUCAUUGGCCUAUCAAAUUUCAAUUUGUUUCUUUGACCAUCGUGAUUGGUCGGUCAAUAAACAUGAAGUAAAGAGUUUCUCCAGGAGUUUCCCGGAAUAUUUAGCGAAUUCCGUAAAUAUAAGUGCGAUUUUUGGAACGCUUUAUUGGCGCGGCGGUGAACAUCAAGCGUGCAAGAGACGUCGCUUGCAUCAUAUUAUAUAUAUAGCGUCUAACACUAGUUACCAACCUCUCCUUGGAGAAAAAAGAAAACAUGUUAAUAGAUACUUCGUGAAGAAAAAAUUCUUGAGAAUGAAUGUACAUUGAUAGUUGAAUAACAAUAUGUAUUCUAUAGUGUACAUAAUAUACAUAGAUAUAUGAAGUAUCCUGAAAUAGAACAUAAAAAUAAAAUUUUAUAUUCAAAGCUUAGCUCAGCAAUGAACAUUAUAAAAAGUUCAGAUAUUUUAAAUUCCGUUAAAGCGACGCUGUUUGAUAGUCUUUAAAUACUUUAAUAAUUUAAAAUACCCGAAUUUGAGGGUCAACUUACCCCGCAAGUGGCGUCCGUUAGCGGUAGGGUUGCUGGAGACGGAGUACCCGGGGAUACGCAGAGGUGGGAUAAGAAAUUAUACCAAUGUUGAAGAAGUGACUUACUUUGUUACUUUUCAACAAUAAUUAGUGACAAAUUCAGUCAAUCAGAAUUGUGUAUUUUGGAGUUAACGUCUAACUUGUGUACUCUAACCACCUCGUAUUGGUUCGUAUUGGUAUUCUAAGUGCUCAAAACUUAUUAAAUGAGAGAUCUCAGUGGUUAGGAUCCCACAUCGGUACUUCCACUUGAAUAAGAGCUUGACUGCCACUUGACUAGACCUUGACUUUCAGUGUUUUCUUUGAAAACUUCCCAUUGACUAAGAAAGAACUUUCACGUCGAUCAGUAAUAACAGAAUUUGUUAGACACGCUGUCACACUAAAAAAGUGUCAGUGAGCUUCUUGAAACUUUUACCCCGUGGCCCGAGCAGGCAAAAGAUGGUGUAUGUUUACACUCGAGAUGUUGGGAAAAUUGCUCUUUUAUCAAAGAAAAUUUAGAAGACUCCCAACUAAAAUACUCCCACUCUAAAAGCAAUUAGAACUAAUUGAGAUGUUUCAAUUGAACCUGUCCUUGCUCCUUUGACUGGCGAGGUUCUUUCAUUCAGUGCUAACUCAGCCGUUGACGCCAGUGUGGACAUUGCUGCGAGAGGUUUCUGGCAGAGAUGUGAAAAGGCAUUUUUUUAUGUAAGGGUGUUUAACCCAUACGCCUCAACACAUCGACGCCUGACGUUGAGCAGCUCGUUUAAAGCCAACGAACGGGAAAAGAAGCGACAUAACCGACAUUACAACGGAUUGUUGAAUUGGCUCCUUCACACCGGUUGUCUUCAGCGCCUUUGGCGGAUGCGGAAGAGAGACCCAACAUUUUCUCUCCUUCCUGGGUGUGAAGCUGGCUGACAAGAAGAAUCACUCUCCAUCUAUGGUGGUUUGUAGCUGGUUACGACGAAAGAUCGCCUGUGCUUUGCUUAGAGCUCGCGUGGUGUUCGUAGCAGUCGAAGUUGGAGGACUGCGUCCAUCACAUCGACUAAUGACAUUACGUUGUCUGAAUGGAACUCAAACAUUAGCGAGUAGUCUAGUUAAGUUGUUUUGUAAAUAGUAUGUAGAACUAUUAACUUAGUCUGUAGAACUUAGUUUUAAUGCAUGAUCGAU
Messenger RNA from Dendronephthya gigantea, 3849 nucleotides. Its product is annotated as cyclin-dependent kinase 18-like. The transcript is spliced from 20 exons. Gene Ontology annotation, molecular function: ATP binding; protein kinase activity. Gene Ontology annotation, cellular component: nucleus; cytoplasm. Gene Ontology annotation, biological process: protein phosphorylation. Lineage: Eukaryota; Metazoa; Cnidaria; Anthozoa; Malacalcyonacea; Nephtheidae. The record is from RefSeq and is a predicted model, not a curated record. The coding region runs from base 168 to 1583 and encodes 471 amino acids.